CUGAUCUUCUCCGUAACCAGGUUAUGCGUAUGAGCGCAGCGCUCACGAAUUUUCUGUUCUGGCUGUCAGCAUCAAUAUACGACAUCGUAAACAUCGCGGCUUCUGCUGCAUAUUCGUGUAGAUAUAUAUCUAUAUCUAUAUAUAUAUAUAAGCGCGUUGGAUCUCCGUAUUUCCAUAACGUGAGCGUUAGAUGGCGGCGCAGCGUUGAGGAAAGGCAUUGGCAACGAACGAUUACAGCUGCAUGAUGGGUCUGCCGUGGCGAGCACAGAGUGGAUACCGCGCGCCGAUGGGCCGUCGAUAGAUCGAUAUCGGAUGUGUGCUAUAGAUAUCAGCCGACAUGUUGUUUGCUAUAGGAUUACUGAUCGCGCAUCUGAGUGCUCUGCCGACAAGCCUCGCAGUGAUAAAUCUAACAGCUGACAUGUUAGAUCAAGAAAUACUGGAUUCGUUGUUAGGGCCUGAUGCUAAAUACGAUCAACGAGUAAGCCCCAUGCCUAACCGGAACGAACCGGUGAUCGUGACGGUCGACUUAUACAUCCUAGCAUUAUCAUCGGUUGACGUCAUCCGCAUGUCGUUUGAUGCGGACUUUGUCGUGAGGCAGCGAUGGCUGGACAGGCGACUCAACUUCGAGAAGGCACGCGACCAUGGUAACCACUACAUCGCCGGUACUCCCGCGCUCGCGCAAAGCAUCUGGAGGUCCGACUUGUUCUUCGUUAACGCGCGAGACGCGGCCUGGCACGAGGUGACGAGACCGAACACCCUCAUCCGCAUCUUUCCUAACGGCACCGUGCAGCUGAACCAGAGGGUGAAGGCAUCGUUCUCCUGCCAAAUGCAGCUCAGCGCCUAUCCGUUUGACACGCAGAAUUGCCAGAUUGAACUCGGCAGCUUCGGCUACACAAACACGGAACUCGUUUUUUUAUGGAAACCGGAUGCGCCGUUUACAAUCAAUACUGCAAUAAAACUGCCUCAGUUCAAGUUGCGUGAUUAUAUCCGCACGGAAAUCUACCAAACCGCACAUUACACGGGUAAAUUCAGCUAUUUACGGGCUUACAUCAAGUUUGAUCGAGACUACGAGUAUCACGUGACGCAGAGCUUGAUGCCAUGCGUCUUUCUCGUGAUCUGCUCGUGGGUAUCCUUCUGGCUCGACUCCGAGGCAACGCCGGCCAGGGUUGCUCUUGGCGUGACGACGCUCCUAGCCAUCUACACGCAGAGUGCGGCCGUGCGCUUCAGCCUGCCGCCCGUCUCCUACCUGAAGGCGAUCGACAUCUGGUUCCUCAUCUGCGUCGUGUUCAUCUUCGGCUCGCUCAUCGAGUUCGCUCUCGUAAACUACUUCACGCGCCGAUCGCUGAAGAACCCCGCGAAACAUGUACGGAGCGGUUCAUUCACAGAUCUUUCAAUGAAACAACCGUCACGAGCGAGCGCUGAGAUCGACGCAGAGCGUACCGCGGAUGGCGACGUUAAAACUCAUCUCACUCGCAGACUCACCACGGUAAAGAAACGAUUCAAGAAAGUCAUCGACGAAGACAGAAAGAAGGCAAAGACAAUCGACGUCGUCUCUCGGGUGCUCUUCCCCGUUAGCUUCCUCGUGUGCAUCCUCGUUUUUUGGUGCGUUUACUACGUGAACAACGACGACCAGUAAUCGAUGACGAUAUAGGACGCUAUAAUCCUGCAGCAUCUUGGCAGAGGCGAUCCGUGGUAGAGUCUCUCUUCACAGAGGGAUUCUGUGUAUUCGGUCAUAAUGGUCCCCUCUAUCGUUUUUGCUUAAAAUUUCAUCGACGUUUUAAUGAUUAUAUUACGUUACGGCACGUUUUAUUAUAUUAUUUUCUAAGACACUACUCUAUUUGCCACGGAUUCACACCCAGGUUACUUGUCAUCUAUAGUCAAUUUUGUACAUUAGUUACACGUUUACCUAUACACUAUAUAAUCGAUAUUGCGUUUGGACGCCUGUUGUAACUCUGAAGAGUCAUUAUUGUUCAGUAAACAUGUAUAUAUUCUACAUACA
Molecule: messenger RNA, 1999 nt
Organism: Priapulus caudatus
Lineage: Eukaryota; Metazoa; Priapulida; Priapulimorpha; Priapulimorphida; Priapulidae
Product: glutamate-gated chloride channel-like
Exons: 9
Coding region: 338-1636 (432 amino acids)
Biological process (GO): regulation of membrane potential; chemical synaptic transmission; nervous system process
Cellular component (GO): synapse; membrane; neuron projection
Molecular function (GO): extracellular ligand-gated monoatomic ion channel activity; transmembrane signaling receptor activity; neurotransmitter receptor activity
Source: RefSeq, a predicted model, not a curated record